AUGGACAGGAACUACCCGGCCGCCGGGUUCGGGGACCCCCUGAGCGCCGGCCCCGGCUGGAGCUACGAGCGCUCGGCCAAGGCCAGCCUGGUGUACGGGGGCUCGCGGGGGUCGCACCCUGACCCCGACCUGCUGCACCGGCAGCCCUACGGAGCCCCCCACCCUCUGCAGGGCUAUGCGGCCAACCACCACCCCCCAGGGCUGUCGGGGCUCUUCGAGACGGGGCUGCACCACGCGGGGGGCGCGGCCCCCGACGCCUCCGUCAUGAACCUGAUCUCGGCGCUGGAGUCGCGGGGACCCCAGCCCGGACCCUCGGCCUCCUCCCUGCUCUCCCAGUUCCGCACCCCGUCCUGGCAGACUGCCAUGCACACUCCAGCUCCGGCCGAACUCUUCAUCUCGGGAGCCCUUCCCGGCUCGGGGACCUUCCCGUCAUCGUCGGCGCUCGCCCCUUACCAGCACCCGGCGUCUUUCGGGGGCCGCAGCUUCCCGGUGGGGUCCCCUCUGAGCCUCCCCGAGGCCGCCUUCAGCCCCGGCUCCAACGGGCUGCUGUCCCCUCACGACCCCCUGCUGCACAUCAAGCCCACCCAACCCACCGUGCCCUCCUCGCUGGGCUUCGACCGCCUGGGCUCGGCCGUGCUGGGCUCGGCCCUACCGGCGCAGACCCCUCCGUACCGCCCGGCUCCCAGUUCCUCCCAGUUCAACCUGCUGUCAGCACCGCUGCCCGCGCCGGCCGAGCAGCCGCCGCAGCUCUACAACACGCCCGUGUUCGGCGGCGCGGGCGGCGGCGGCGCGGGGGGCGGCGGCGAUCGCGCCAUAUCGCGACAGGACAGCGUCAUCAAGCACUACCAGCGGCCCGCCGGGGCCCAGCCGCAGUUGCCCCCCGCGCCCGCCCACAGCCUCCAGCACUACCUGAGCUGCGGGGGCUCCUACCAGCAGGUGCCCCCUCACCGGGCACCCCUGUCCUGUAGCCCGCUGGGCGACCAGUCCCCCGCCAGCUCCGAGGGCUCGCAGCAGCCCCCCAAGAACGCGCCCCCCGGCGCCUCGCCCGAGCCUGGCUACCGGCCCAUCAUCCAGUCGCCAGCCUAUUCCGGCGGCAGCGCUGGGGGCAACGGGGCGGCGGCGGCGGCGGCGGGCGGCGGCAGCGGCGGCGGGGGCAAGUCCAAGAGCUACUCGGCAUCGCGGCAACCGCCCCGCUCCACCAACACGCCCAAGUGCCAGAGCAGCUACACGCCCAGCACGCCCAAGCCCAGCUCCGUCAUCGCCAGCCAGUCGCCCGCUUACUCGCCGGGCCAGCCCCCCCAGAGCCUGCUGGCCAUGGGGGGAGCCCCCCGGCUACAACGCGCCCGGAGCCCCCCAAAGCCUGGCGGGGGCGGCGCAGCCCGCGGGGGGGUUCAGCGGUGGCCAGGGGGGGGACCUGGGGCAAAGCCGCUGGCUACCAAGGCGGGGGGCAAGGCGGCGGCCAAGGGGGGCUACAGCCCUGCGUCAGCGCGGGGGGCACCUACUCGCCCCGAGCAGCUGCAGGCGCUGCCCUACGGCGUCCAGCCCGAGGGGGGACAAGCGGGGGGCUACGGGCCCCCGGCCCCCUCCCAAGGGCUGCCCACCGCCAGCCCCUCGCUGACCUACAGCACCGGCCACUCGCCCGCCAUGCCCGGGCCCCCGUUGCCCUACGCCGGCCUGGGGGGGUCCAGCCCUUCGCCCAUCAUCCGCCCGCUGCAGUCGCCGCCGGCCGCGCGGCCCCAGAGCGGCGCGUCCCCGGGCCAGUCGCAGAAGUACCUGGGCUCGGUGCUGUCGCCAUCCUUCAUGACCCCGCAGGGCUACGGGGCGGCUCCGGGGGGCUUGGAGCGGCAGCCGCCCCCCGCUCCCGGAGCCCCGCCGAGCUUCGGGAAGGGGGCGAAGGGGGACGCGGAGCUGCUGGCGGCCGAGCGCAGCGAGGAUGAGGAUUUCCUGAUCCAGCACCUGCUGCAGGCGCCCAGCCCGCCCCGAGAGGGGCUGGGGGGCUGCGAGGAGCGCGGGGGUGGCCCCAAGGCGCUGGGGGGGUACGGGGGGGCCCUGGGCAAGGAGGAGCGGUACCAACUGCAGAGCGUCAUCCGGCCCAACUCCAACCUGGAGGCGCCGCUGGAGCUGGCGCUGCUCAAGGAGAAGAAGAAGCCGGAGCGAGGGAAGGAAUUCCGGGGAGCCGCCGGAGGAGCCGGCGGUGGGGGCGAGGGGCUGGCGGCCACCUCGGUGGUCCACUACGGCCACCAGCCGCCGCCCACGCUGGACUCGUACGAGCUGAAGAAGCCGCCCGAACAUUUAGCCGGCGGCAAGGAACUGGGCCAGCCGCCGCCGCCGCACUCCUACCUGCCCAAGACCCCCGAGCACGGGCGGCUGGUGGGCGAGGGACCCCCGCUGGAGCCCCACAACCUCCUGCUGGACCCUUCCCCAGAACUGGGGGGCUCGCUGCUGCCCUCGGUGCUCACCCACACCCAGAGCCAGCUGCACCCCCGGCCCAAGGGCAGAGCCCCCCCGCUCGACGUUCACCUGCUGGAGCAGCAGCGGAUGCCGCCGCCGCCGCCGCCGCCGCCGCCGCCCCCCCGCCCCACAAUCGGCACCCCCCGGCCCCUCCGGCCGCCCCCUCCCCGCAGCUGCUGCUGGAAGCUCACCUGCACCAGGUGCGCUCGCAGGGGUUGGACCCCCAGGCCCCUCCGCCGCUGCCCCCCGACUCCAUGGAGGUGCUGCCCCCCCCCCCAGGAGAUCCAGGACUUCUUGGAGCCGCCUUUGGGCUUGGAACCGCACCUGGGGCAAAGCGCCGGGGUCCAAGGCCCCCCCGGGCACCUGCUGGACCCCGAGGGGGGGGUCCCGGCCGUGCCCCCCGAGGCCAAGGACCAGUUUUCGGAAGGGGGCAGCCCUGCGGGGGGCAAGGGGCGCUUCGUGCCCCUCACCUCCAUCUGCUUCCCGGACGCGCUGCUGCAGGACGAGGACCGCGGCUUCUUCCCGGGCAUGGAGGACAUGUUCGGGCCACCGCCCGAGGACUUCGCCAAGCCCACCGAGGAGGAGGAGGAGGACGGCAGCGGCGGGCUGGAGGCGCGGGCGGAGGGGCUGAAGCCACCGCCGCCCUACGAUAUGGGGCAGAGCUACCACCCCUCGUUCUGCCCCCAGGACGGCGGCACCGGCGGGGGGGACCCCCCACAACUGGGCUUGGAGCCCCCCAAACACGAGCUGCCCUCGACGGUGAACGCGGAGCCGCUGGGGCUGAUCCAGAGCACGGGCGAGGGCGGCCCCAAAGCGGCCCCGCCGCCGCUCAGCACGCCGCUCUUCUGCUCCUCCAAACCCAAAAAGCUGCUCAAAACCUCGUCCUUCCACCUGCUGCGCAAGCGGGACCCCUUCCCGCCGCCCAAAAAAACCUACGCGCAGGAGUACGAGUUCGAGGACGACGAGGACAAAGCCGACGUGCCCGCCGACAUCCGCCUCAACUCGCGCCGCCUGCCCGAUCUGCUGCCCGACCUCAUCUCCAGCUGCCGCCGGCCCCCGCUGACCCCCAUGGGCGACAUCGAUUUCUGCCCCCACCCCGGCGCCCACCCCGCGCCCAAGAAGCGAGGCCAACCCAAGCGAGAAGGGCCCCCCCGGCCGCGGGGACGGCCUCGGAUUCGGCCUCUGGAGCCGCCCGGGUUCCCCGGCCCCGAUGGAGCCAAGAGGCCGAGAGGGAGAGGGAGAGGACGGGGCAAGAAGGGAGGAGAGGAGGGAGACGGCGUGGAGCCGCUCAAGCCGCUUAAGGUGAGGAGUUUGGGGGGGGAUUUGGGAGGAAAAGAGGAGUUUGGGGAGGUUUCUGGUGGGCAAAUGGUCCCAAAAUGCCCCAAAAUUGGGAGUGAGGAUGGUUUGGAGAUCUCUGAGCCACUUAAGCAGAAGCUGCGCGAGGCCGAGGAGAAGCAGCCGGAGAUGAAGUCGGGCUUCAUGGCCUCCUUCUUGGACUUCCUCAAAUCCGGCAAGCGGCACCCCUGCCCCCCAGCCCCUCCAAGCCCCCCGCCCGCAUCACCACCCCCACCCCUUCCUCCUCCUCCUCCUCCUCCUCCUCCUCCUCCUCCUCCUCCUCCUCCUCCUCGGGGGGUGCCCCCCGGUGCUUUCUCGGUGCUGGGGGGGUCCCUGGAGGGGGCGCGGGGGGGCGGCGGGGGUGGGGAGGGGGAGGGUUUGGUCAUGGCGUGCCCGUCGCCCUGCAAGCGCCUGGACGAGGAGCUGAAGCGCAACCUGGAGACGCUGCCCAGCUUCUCGUCGGACGAGGAGGAUUCGGUCAGCAAGAACCAGGACCUGCAGAAGAGCAUCAGCUCGGCCAUCUCGGCGCUGGACGAGCCCCCCGAGCGCAGGGACGCUGAGCCGCACGGUGAGAGAGGGCGGUGUAUCUGCCAGGACCUGCCCGGGUGGCUGGAGGGCAUUGGGAGCUGCCAGGACCUGCCCCGGGUGGCUGGGAGGGCAUUGGGAGCUGCCAGGACCUGCUGGGAGAGCAUUGGAGCUGCCAGGACCUGCCCCGGACGCCCCCCCUCCAGAGGAGCCCCCCCCCGAGCCCUCCCCCGGCACCCCCGGAGCCCCCCCAGGCCGAGCCCCCCCCCACCCCCGCCUUACCCCCCUCCCCCCCCGCGGCUGCCAAGGCUGUGGGGGGCGGGGCUGGGGGUGGGGGAGGGGCAGCGGGGGGGUCUCCCAGCCCUGCCGGGGGGUCCCCCGAGGGCGCGGGGGGCUCCGGACGCGCGGGCGCUGCACCUGGCGCAGAAGCAGGGCACGGCCGCCGUGUGCGGGGACACGAGCGACGAGGAGGCCGAGAGCGGCGGGGAGGGCAUCUUCAGGGAGAGGGACGAGUUCGUGGUGCGCGUGGAGGACAUCCCCGCCCUCAAGCUGGCGCUGCAGACGGGCCGGGAGCCGCCCCCGAUCUGGCGGGUGCAGAAGGCGCUGCUGCAGAAAUUCACCCCCGAGAUCAAGGACGGGCAGCGCCAGUUCUGCGCCACCAGCAACGUGAGCACCCCAGAAACACCCCAAAAACACCCCAAAAUGCCCCCAAAAGUACCCAGAAAACGCCCCAAAG
Messenger RNA from Corvus hawaiiensis (hawaiian crow), 5047 nucleotides. It is a transcript of the gene PRR12, whose product is annotated as proline rich 12. NCBI's taxonomy places the organism in Eukaryota, Metazoa, Chordata, Aves, Passeriformes, Corvidae. The record is from RefSeq and is a predicted model, not a curated record.